AUGAUAGUGCCGGCCCCGUGGGACGCAGACACUCCGUGUGAAUUCCCGCCGGCGCCGGGUGGGACAUCCGACGACCUAUUCUGGGGCAUUGUUCGCACGUACACGGGUCACUCGUGCGAGAGCCUGCGCCUGCUCUGUGAGGGAGGCGUGGCGUUGAGCAGUAGUCUCCACUCCGGGUCGGCGUGUCUGCACGACGCCGUGCGCCCGAUUGUGCCACCACAGCUUCUUAAGGCGGGGGUGAUUCCACCGAUAAUCCCAUUGGAGGAUCUCCCAGAGAUUGACUGCUGUGAGGACGUCACAGCCAUCACGAAGCUGAGGGCGCACUGCUUUCGGUACGGCGAGAGCGUGUCACGGCUGCUGGAAAUUGCAAAGGAGUGCGCUGGGAGGUGGGGUCGCCUGAGGGAGAAUGAGCGAAAGCGCCUGAGUGCCGCACUUGCAAAUGAGCGAGCCGCAAGAAUGUGGAAUGAUGAACUUCAUGGAUGCUUUACGGAUCUGAUUCUUUCGGGGAAGGGCCUGCGCCAGGUGACGGAGGGCGUGACCCGUUUUUCGAACCUUACGACGCUGGUGCUGAGCAACAACCCGAAGCUGUUGUCUAUCCCGUACUUGCCGCCUGCCUGCUUGGUGCUUGUGGCAUGUGGUUGCUCCAUUCGGGAGGUGUGUGCCUCCCGCACCCUCACUUUUUUGGGCCUGCCGUACAAUAUGGUGGAGCAGCUGGACUUCCUGGAAGGUAUGCCAGAGUUACGUGUGCUGGACCUCACCCGCAACGCCGUCUUCUGCAUUGAGGCAGCCGUGCAGGCGCUGCGUGGGCGUCCGCUGCUGGAGGACGUGACCUUCACGGGCUGCCCCAUUGCCUUGCUGGACGACUACGUUGAAAGAAUGGUUGCUGGCUGCCCUCGGCUGCGUCUGCUGGAUCACUCCGCGACCGAUGGGCUCGCCAAGCUUCACCCAGAGGCGAAUAGCAAAACAUCCGAAGUGGUGCUGCGCGUUGAGGUGGCGAAGCUGGAAGGCCUCACCGCACUGACACACACCCUUGUACAACGAGAGGAGAGCCCAUCCGCAAUUCAUGCGGAGGCAAAAGCUUCAAAGGGUAAAAAAAGGCCAGAACCGUUCCCCAGGGUCCCUUGUACGAGUGCACCACAAGCAUCAGUCUUCAAGGCUCGUGGGGCCGUCAAGGUAGCGAUGACGAGGAUGCUGGUGGUGGGAAUAGUUCUGGGGGUGUCGUUUUUGUAUCAUGUGACAACGUUCGUUUAG
This is a messenger RNA of Trypanosoma rangeli, 1251 nucleotides long. RefSeq names its product putative leucine-rich repeat protein (LRRP). Lineage: Eukaryota; Euglenozoa; Kinetoplastea; Trypanosomatida; Trypanosomatidae. The record is from RefSeq and is a predicted model, not a curated record. The coding region runs from base 1 to 1251 and encodes 416 amino acids. The transcript has a single exon.